AUGGACCCCGAUCAAAGUCAAGAGACGAGAGACUUCUCUCGACCCCCAGAGCAUCUUUUGAACCAGUCCCUCUCCCUCGCAAUGGACUACACCUGGGACAAGAUGCAACUUGAGGAACACUGGAGAGAUGAAGCUCUUUGCAACGUUACCAUAACCACAGAACAGGUCUUUCUUUUCCAAUGCCUUGGGAAAACUCCCAUCCCGGAUGCAGAGCUCUACAAGCGCUACAUACUGUCGGAGCAAAAAGAAGAUGGUUCUUGGCCUAUUGCUACGAAGUGCCAUGGAGACAUCUCGACAAGCUGUGAGGCCUACCUAGCCCUCAAAAUAUUAGGCCUGAGUCCGUCUUGCCAAGAAAUGACAAAGGCGCGACAGUUUAUACUCAAGGCUGGGGGUGUUGCCAAGGCCAGGAUACUCACGCGGAUUUCCUUUGCGCGGUUUGGCCUCUUUCAUUGGGACGCUGCCCCUCACCUGCCUGCUGAAUUGAUACUGCUCCCGCCGUCUUUGAAGUUCAAUAUCUAUCGACUAUCAUCCCAGGCACGUUCUACAUUAAUUCCACUCUUGGUCAUCACCCACCAUCGACCUGUUUACGCACUUCCAAACGGGAGGUCGGCCGACAACGAUUUUAUUGAUGAGCUGUGGGUUGAUCCGACAGGCAAGAUGACUUCUCAUUACUCGCGCUCAUCGCUUUUCUCCCCCCGUGAGAUCGAUCCUACUGAGCUCCUUUUCUCAGGACUAGAUACAGCUCUGUCUUAUCUGGGAGGACUGAGGCGAUUCCCUCUGCGAAAGAAAGCCCUACGAUAUUGCAUUCAGUGGAUUCUCAACAACUUGGAGCCACCUGGUGACUGUCCAGGGAUUUCCCCCCCAGUGCAUAACAACAUCCUAGCAUUACUAUUGGAAGGAUUUUCACAAAAUAGUCCUAUGGUAAAGCUGGGCAUGGAGGCUAUCGAAAGAUUCACACACCAGGACGAAACUGGCAAACGGCUGCAGUCUUGCGUGUCACCGGUCUGGGACACCGCGCUCAUGACCCGUGCUAUCUGCGACUCUGGUUGGAACAAGCACGAUGCCCGUCUUGAGAAGUCGCACUACAACAAUUUCGGGCCCGGUGUUGACGAUAGUGUUGUGGUUCUUCUCUCAAUGUUACAUCAGAACUCUUCAAACAUCGAGUCAGACACGGUAGCGAGAGCCGCAAUGUGGAUUUGCGGGAUGCAAAAUUCCGAUGGCGGCUGGGGGGCGUUUAGCAACAACUACAACCAGUGGCUCAACAAGACUCCGCUGAAAGCUUUGCGUCAUAGUUCGACGGCGGAUCUCACGGGUCAUGUUCUUGAGGCGUUCGGCAUGGUUCUCAACAUAGCCUCGCGGAAGAGCUCUGAAGACCUGGGCUCUCGACUGGCUCAGACAAAAGUACUUGGCGCGAUCGUGACGGCAUCACAGAGGGCUGUACGCUAUUUGGCCCAGGAGCAGGAGGGAUUUGGUCCGUGGUAUGGCUGCUGGGGUGCUAGUUAUCUUUAUGCUACCAGUGCCGCAGUCUCCGGCUUGGCUUGGUUUGCUGAUGGCGAUAACUGGGUGAAGGAAAUGAUAGCAUCCGCUGUCUCCUGGAUCAAAGAAGUCCAGAACUUGGAUGGGGGAUGGGGAGAGGGUCUUGAAUCAUGCAAUGAUCAGCAGAUGGCUGGAAGGGGUCCAUCCACACCAUCUCACACAGCAUGGGCCAUUAUGUGCCUUCUAGAAGAAUUGGAUCCAGAUGAUGCCUCGAUAAGAGCUGGGAUAAAUCAUCUCUUGGCCGAGCAGCAAGAUGUCUCUCUGAAGAGGGAAGGGGCAUCCUGGGAGGAAUUAAACUACGCAGGCACGGAUUCCCUGGGGUCUCUAUAUCUUCGAUCCCAGGUUUCCAGUCAUUAUUUUCCUAUCAUGGCUCUUGGGCGAUAUAAAAAAGCAAUGCUUUGUACCUAUUCUAAUUAG
Molecule: messenger RNA, 1953 nt
Organism: Clonostachys solani
Lineage: Eukaryota; Fungi; Ascomycota; Sordariomycetes; Hypocreales; Bionectriaceae
Source: the annotation of a GenBank genome assembly